Ogataea philodendri is the source of this 918-nucleotide messenger RNA. RefSeq lists its product as uncharacterized. Gene Ontology annotation, biological process: proteasome regulatory particle assembly. The transcript has a single exon. The record is from RefSeq and is a predicted model, not a curated record. Gene Ontology annotation, cellular component: nucleus; cytoplasm. NCBI's taxonomy places the organism in Eukaryota, Fungi, Ascomycota, Pichiomycetes, Pichiales, Pichiaceae. Gene Ontology annotation, molecular function: protein binding. The coding region runs from base 1 to 918 and encodes 305 amino acids.
AUGGUUUCUCCGUUCUCGAUGUCGACAAUGGCAGAUGGCACCUCUUGUUUAUCUUUGAUCAAGUACUCCACUCUGAGAUCGAACGGUUUUUCUGCCGUUGGCUUGAAGUUGCCCUUCACGAUAUCCGGCUUUUCUUUCGUAUCGGCACACAGUGCGGAAACGGCUAAUGCUAAAGAGGCAAACACAGUUGACAACUUCAUUAUGAAAGAUGAUUAUGUUUUUUAUGUUUUUCGUCGAGAAAAAAUAGCCAUCGAGGCAAGCACACGGAAAUCGUCCUUUGCAAAACUUGCGUCGAUUUCUUGCCCAAUGUCUUUUGAACACGCCAUGAGUGUUUUGAAUUUGGACCCUGUGCCUUCUGUUGAGCCCGAGACGUUGCAGACCAUGGCUCUUGACCAAUUGGCCCAGUUGCGUGGCCGGAUCGAGUCCCAGAUCGACGCCCUCUUGUCUCGCUUGAGGGCACAAAAAGCCGACAUGGAUACACCCUUGGUCACCCCAGACGGGUUCCCUCGUACAGAUAUGGACGUUGUGGAGGUGCGGCUUGUUUGCUCGCAGAUCAUUCGUCUGCGCAACGACUGGCGCGCGAUCUCGUCGUUACUUCAAACUAAACUCGCCGAGUCCUUCAACUCUACAAACACAUCCUCGCCACCGUCCAGAAUUCCGUUCGCCACAGUCGACCUCGUCGCCGAAGAAAGCCCAGCACAGCUCGCAGGACUCGCCGUCGGCGACAAGCUCGUCUCGUUCGGCCGUGUCAACGCUACAAAUCAUAAUAACCUGAAAGCUCUUGUCUCUGCGGUGGCAGAAAACGUUCCUGUGGACCUAACUCUAUUAAGAAAUAAUACCCUGCACACAAUCAAGCUGGUUCCCUCCAAAUGGAACGGACAGGGUCUUCUGGGAUGCAAAUUUACCGUGAUCGCAUAA